CGGGGUCUUGGCUGAGGGAGAAGAAGCAGCGAGUGCGCAUGCUCAGUCCUUUCGCGCCGCAGCUCUUCACCCGGUGGCCGAGAUGUUGAUGCCCAAAAAGGACCGAAUUGCUAUCUAUGAGCUCCUCUUCAAGGAGGGGGUAAUGGUGGCUAAGAAGGAUGUGCACAUGCCGAAACAUCCAGAGCUGGCUGAUAAAAAUGUGCCAAACCUGCACGUAAUGAAGGCCAUGCAGUCUUUGAAGUCUCGUGGUUAUGUAAAGGAGCAGUUUGCUUGGCGACAUUUCUACUGGUACUUGACCAACGAGGGCAUCCAGUAUCUGCGCGACUACCUUCACCUUCCCCCAGAAAUUGUUCCCGCUACCCUGCGUCGUCAGACCCGCCCUGAGACUGCUCGGCCAAGACCCAAAGGUCUGGGUGAGGAGAGACCAGCUCGUCUUCGUGGUGAAGCUGACCGAGACAGCUACAGGCGUGCUGCUCCCCCUGGUGCAGACAAGAAGGCUGAGGCUGGUGCUGGUGCAGCCACAGAGUUCCAGUUUAGAGGUGGAUUUGGCCGUGGUCGUGGGCAGCCUCAAUAAAUCUGUACAAUUUACUGUGUAAAAUAAAAGUCUUUUGAAAUAUU
Messenger RNA from Callorhinchus milii (elephant shark), 618 nucleotides. RefSeq names its product ribosomal protein S10 (gene rps10). Gene Ontology annotation, molecular function: RNA binding; structural constituent of ribosome. Bases 83 to 574 code for a protein of 163 amino acids. Gene Ontology annotation, cellular component: cytosolic small ribosomal subunit. The record is from RefSeq and is a predicted model, not a curated record. The transcript has 6 exons. NCBI's taxonomy places the organism in Eukaryota, Metazoa, Chordata, Chondrichthyes, Chimaeriformes, Callorhinchidae.